CACAGGGACGGUGUGUGCAUGUGUGUAUGUAUGUGUGUGUGUAAGGCAGCGUGGAUGAGUUCAGAGGAGCAAGGUAUGGAUGGCUGGACAAUAAUACUCAAUAGGCAUUUUAAGCACUUACCAUGAACAGAAAAAAAGGAAGGGUUUGAACAACUGUUUAAGCCACCCUUAUAUAAAGCACAACAAAUGUAAUCCGUACCAUUCUAAAAUUCUGCAAGAUCACUGCUUUAUGGCUAUUUUAAGCAACUAAACCAGGAACAAUUCUUUUUCUUUCUUUUUUUUUUUUUAAAGUUUUUUUUUUUCCGCCUGGGACAAUAUUGUUUUUUAUUGUGGAUUUUUAACAACCUACAAGCUUAUUAUGUGCCUGAGAUAUUAAAUGCACCUAGAGUUUUAUGGAUGCUUUUCUUUUUUAUUUUUGUGAUCUCCCUCCUGUAUUUGGAAAUGUGUGUAUGUGAGUGUGUGUGUGUUUUGUAAAUGUGAGUUUAACCUCUUCCUAAUCCUUCGGAUUUGUACAAUGCUUAAGGUUUUAACAAAGAAGCUCAGGAACCAGAGUUUAAAUGAAAUCCAGCCUUUUCAACUAAAGAUUGCCUGCACCCCGAGUGAUGAAGACGAUAGUGACGAUUCUGAAGGAGAAAAUCAUGAACUUGCACAGAUUGACAAAGAAAGAAGACGAAAUUGCAUUUUGACCCCAUUGACAACAAACCAACUACAAAACCAAGAAAACCAGUGCUGUAAAGUGCGUACUCUGUUUCACUCAGGCCUGGAUCGCCAUAGCUCAGAAGAGGAAUUAGAAAGAAUCAGCCGGGAGUUUGCUGCAGAGAAACGCAAGUGGUCACAGGUUAGCAGACUGAGUUGUCAUAGUGACAACACCUCCUCUAGUGACGAGGAGGUGAAGCACCUGUGUGGCAUGUCCUUUAGGCCUGUGGAGCAAGUUGAUGGCUUGCAUGGAACAUCUAGUCCUGUCUUGUUUAGUGCUUCACCUCCCAAAAGACUACAGUCAUUGUCUCGAAAUACAGCACCCCGUCCUAUUAUAUUCACCAGUGUGGGGUCCAGUUUAGACCAAGGAAUGCCAUGCAAAAGACACAGACAGGGAUAUGGAGACAAGGCUAGUCGGCCCAGCCUUGAUUUGGAAAAGAUGCAAGAGAAAAUGCUGCUUAAGAAGAACUGUGGAUCAAAGACUAGGGUUAUUAAAAUACGAAAUAUCAACGGUAAUCAUCAGGCUCCACACUAUGUGUAUGAUCCAGCAAUAUUUGCUUUCCGUUCCCUAAGCACCAUAAAGCCUAUCAGCCCAAUAGUUCCUAUUGAAGAACCUUCACGUGCCUACUAAAGAAGAACCCAUCAAUAAUCUCAGGACCCUCAAAGAUCGACCAACCCGCCUUCAGCAGCAAACCUGUCGCUAAAAGCAAUAAGGAUCCUUUCAGAUAUCUGUUUUCUAUAUUGUAUUAAUACCAGCACUGGCAUAUUGUCAGAAAAAGAAAAUUAGUUGAUGUACAAUCAAGCUUUAAGCCUAUGCUUUUCACUGUUGUAAGCAAAACUGCAAGAAAAUACAGUGAUUUUAAUGAACAUGUUCAUGGAUUUUAGUUAGAUUGGAAGUAAUGUCCUCCGAAUGAACCUGCAAGUCCUCCAUUUAAUUAAUACAGAAGUAGAUGAACUUUUUAUUGGCUUAGCUCUGGUUAGUUUGUUUAUAUAGGACGGACAACAACAUCAGUGGAAGCUCAAUGAAUAUAUUGCAUCUAACAGGUGGACUCAACAGUAGAAUGUAAGAGGUUUUCUUAAAGACAAAUUUUCAAGGACCAAGACAAGAUUUACAGGGGCCUCUGUACUUGUCUAGGAGAGGCGAUUGAUGUAGGUGCCUUUGACAGUUAAUAGCUGUGUUAAAAACUGCUGUGUAUUUUAGAAUAACUGCUUUGUAUUAUGAAGAUAUAACUUGUGAUCCAAUGGGCAGUUAAUCAGUAGAAUGGUAGUAGCACACAUCGCCCAUGUGAGGCAUCUCAGAAUGUAUUGUUAUAAUGAACAAAGAGUGGCUUAUUUCAGUGCUGUCACCUGUCUUGGAAAAUAUUACAGUUUGGUAACUAUCUUACAAAUGCGUUUAAGCCAAAACCAACCCAAGCAAAAAAAAAAAAAAAAGUACUACUGGUUGGAUGAACUAAUCUUCAAACUGGCAGCAAUGUAGCACAGUUGAGUGGCUGGGAAACAAGUAGCCUGGGUUGCACUAUAUAUAGCUUUAAUCCAAGUGUUAUUCUUGCAUAGUGAGCAGUUGUGGAUAUCCUUUAAAAGUGACUUCCCAUUAGAAGGCAUUAAGGACAAUUCCAGCUUUUCACUGACUUUUUUUUUGUCCACCAUGAGAUAAAUGCUUCUUCCACAGGGUUAUAAGAGAGAGCUGCUGUUUGUAUGCAACGAUUUACUGGUUUUGUAGAAUGGAAUAUAAGAAAUUUCAGUUCUUUUUAGUCUGUGGCCUUUAAAGAGCCUUUUUGUAGUCUGUUGGCAUUAGGACGAGUGAAGGGUCUUGGGAAAAAUGCUGGUCAUGUUUUAUUCUGGAUCUGAAACUCACAAAUAGCAGCAGAAAAAUGCCUUUUUAGUGUCUGUCACUAGUAAUGAAAAUAUUUGUCUGCCCCAUUUAUGUGAUGGCACUUACUAAGAUAUAUAUAUAUAUAUAUUUUAAAUUGAACACACAUUUGGAUAUCAAAAUGGCACUAUAACCCCAGGACAUCCAGUCAAUGUUAUUAGAAAAGUAUUAAUCAAUACUUCUAUAACAUCUGGGUUCAAAAUAGCAUAGCACAGGUUUCUCCCACUGGGGACGCAAUGGGUGCUUUAGUUCCGUUUAGCAAUAUCUUUCUUAUUUGGCUUUUGUAAAGCAGUCCUGUUUAAGAAUAUAUUAAUUAUGGACCAGGUUAUAUACUGUAUACAUUAAAUUCCCUACCUUACAUUUCAAACAACAAGUGGUAAACAUUAGAAUAUAGUUGUACAUGAAAAAUAAAUUAUUUGAAGUCUUGCAAAUCAGAAAGCAUUAGCUGCCCGUGAUUAUACUCCCUUUCUGUAUUGGACAAAAUAUUUUAAAUAGAAUUCAGGGAAUCACAAUCUGUACAAGUAUAUUGAAUACCUCAUGGAUGACAGUAAUGGAAAAAUCCAAACAUUUUGUGAAAAUGGUAAUGUUUAGUGGACUUCAGAAUAUUUAUUUUUUAUGCAUUGAAACUGAAUAUACAUUUCAACAAGUCCAUUUAGAUGUAAUGAGGAACAUUUUUUUUAUUUAUGUCCCUUAUAUGUUAUUGUUAAGAAGAGUGCACCAUGUCAAGCUAUACACUAACAUGCUGAAAGAGAAUUGCAUGACUAAUUCAUUGAUCAACUUGUCUUAGCAUUGAAUGUAGAUCCUCUUUUUGGAAUUUGAAGUCAUUUUACAAUUAUCUACCACCACAAGAAAUCCCACAAUGCAAUGUUGCACAUUUUACUUUUUUUAGAUUGCCUGAAUGUUCGUAGCUAAUUCAUGUUACAGGGUAGAUUCUAUUGCAGAUGUAACAAUGACUUAAUGGUACAUACGUCUACAUAGACUUUAAUAAAGUUUCUUUUGGUUACAGUUAAGUUUAACAAUGUAAUAUAAUCUAGCCCUAUAUAAUUUGGUAUUGGUAAAUGGUGUACCUUUUUAGGACCAGACAAAACAUAAGGUGACUACAACCUUGUACAAAUGACAGUGGUAAAUUUUACAACAGGACUGGAAUCUGAAUCAACUCAAAAGGAAAUACUGGACAGAACAUUUUUUAGGGGUAGGUUGCUAUUUCAAAUGUUCUCUCCUCUUUACAAGCGCACCAUGAUUGUUUAUAUUCACUUUAAAUGGAUAAGAUUACUAAAGGAAACUGCAAGGCUUACUAUUAGUAUGUUAUCUUGCAAAUCAACAAAACAUACUUAAAUAUGUGAGCCAUCUGAAAAUAGAAAGAUGACUGUGGUCUUUGCUUUGAUAGCUAACAAAUAUUUUUAUACGUGUAUUUUUGUAAGAGAUAUACAUUGUUUUUUUUCUAAACGCUUUUUUAGUGUCUGUAAACCAGCUAGAUAACCACUUCUUUCUAACAGGGUUUAUUAAAUCACAUUAACGUUUCAUAUGUGAUAUUUUGUCCCCUACCUAUGAAAACGAGUAAUAAGUGCCACAAUAUUAUGUUGUUUUCAAUAUCAGAGCAGCACUCUAUGGGGCCUAUUUAUCAUAUGUCUGUCGGACCUGAUCCGACAGUGCGGAUCAGGUCCGAUAGACAUUGCUGAAUGCGGAGAGCAAUACGGUCUCCGUAUUCAGCAUUGCACCAGCAGCUCUUGUGAGCUGCUGUUGCAACGCCGCCCCUGCAGACUUGCGGCCAAUCAGCCACCAGCAGGGGGGUGUCAAUCAACCCGAUCGUACUCUAUCAGAUUGAUUUCCGGCGAUUCCUGUCCGCCUCAUCAGAGCAGGUGGACAGUGUUAUGGAGUAGCGGUCUUUAGACCGCUGCUCCAUAACUUGUGUUUCUGGCGAGUCUGAAGACUCGCCAGAAAUAUGGGCCCACAAGCUCCUUACGGAGCUUGAUAAAUGGGCCCCUAUGUGCCUAUGUCUUAAGACAUAAAUACCAAGUGUUUGAGGUUUAGCUUGAGUAUUUCUCUUAGUCCAAAUAUCUUUCAGACCUAAAAAAUAAGCUUUUCUGAUUGAUGCAUAAUCUGUUGUAUAACUGUGUGGGCUCAGUUUUAGUUUGCAUGAGAGUUGGUCUGAAAGGCUUAGUUCAGAAGGUCGUCUCAGAUACUACUUACAGGGCCAUCUACAUGAACCUGUGGCACCACUAAUCUAAGGAUGUUGGAUGCAAUGUACAACAAACAAGAAAACAAGACUUGCUGUAAGAAUGUCUGAGAGCAGGAAAAUAAAACCUGUGAAUUACA
Messenger RNA from Bombina bombina (fire-bellied toad), 4882 nucleotides. RefSeq lists its product as uncharacterized. The transcript is spliced from 5 exons. The coding region runs from base 515 to 1327 and encodes 270 amino acids. Lineage: Eukaryota; Metazoa; Chordata; Amphibia; Anura; Bombinatoridae. The record is from RefSeq and is a predicted model, not a curated record.